CCUCCCAGAUUUAAUUAUUCAAAUGAAGUAUUGAACUUUAUCAAUGUGUCUAAUAUCAAAUGAUUACAAUUACAAUGAAUUGAUAAGUUUUUGCAUGAACACAUGCAUAUGGGCGACUACUUAAUUUAUUAGCCUGUUUCACAUGUUUUUUUAUUCUUCCAUGGUCCUCCCUAUGCUAAAUCAAGUUACCACGACGUUGAUUCGGCGGCCGGUGUAAUUUUGUCAGUUUGGUUUGGUUCGGUUUCUCAACACUAAGAGCAUUUUCACCCCAUGUGCUAUGGGGUUAUUAACGCGAAUAGUGCCUGUCAUAACAAUUUAUUUUAUUGUUUUUCCACUACAUGCCAUAGCAAAGGGGAAAUAAAAAAGGGCUCUGGUACAUCGUUAGUACUGAGAUGGCAUCCCAAGCCAAUAGAAAGAAGACACCUGUGUUAUUGUGUCCACGUCAGAUCAGACUAAAACAGAACAACUCUCCCAAAUCGUCAUCUCCGUCGCCGUCUCCUCUCUCUCUCUCUCUCUCUCUCUCUCUCUCUCUCUCAUCACACCAGUUAAGUUGACAUGCUUGGUGCAUCUCACCCAACUAUUUGGUUCCCUUUCUAAGCUGAGGGCGAUUGAUUGGGGUUUAAAAAGAUAGAUGGGGGGAUAUCAAUUGAUAGGCACUUCACAGAAGCUUUGAUUGAGACAUCACCAGCCUUCAUUUGCACUACCUUUUCAAAGCUCCGUCAAUGGCAUACUUCAACCUCUCUUUCCUCGCCCUUCUCCUCCUCCUCCUGCCCCCACUCGCUCUCCUUCUCAUCCUCUACCUCAUAGUCCGGCCCCGCCCUGUCAAGAUCCCAAUCAAGAACCGCCACGUGUUCAUCACCGGAGGUUCCAGCGGAAUCGGGCUGGCAUUGGCCCAUCACGCCGCCUCCGAGGGUGCCCGAGUCUCCAUCCUCGCCCGCUCCAUCGACAAGCUCGAGGAAGCAAAGAACUACAUCCAACUCUCCACAGGCAUUGACGUGUCGAUCUUCUCUGCUGACGUUCGUGACUACGAUGCGGUAUCAAAAGCGGUGGAGGAGGCAGGCCCCAUUGAUGUGCUGAUUGUCAACCAAGGGGUCUUCGUCCCUGAAGAACUCGAGAAGCAGGGAUUGGAUGAGGUGAAGUUCAUGGUGGACGUAAAUCUGAUUGGCAGCUUCAACAUGAUCAAAGCUGCUUUGCCCAAAAUGAAGAAAGGAGAUGGUAUGCCCCGUUCGAUUGCUCUCAUGUCUUCCCAAGCUGGUCAAGUUGGUAUCUACGGCUACACAGCUUACUCUGCGAGCAAGUUUGGGCUUCGUGGGUUGGCCGAAGCUCUGCAACAAGAGGUGAUAUCUCAUGAUAUUCAUGUUUCUCUUAUAUUCCCUCCGGACACAGACACCCCUGGUCUCACUGAAGAGACGAAAAAACGGCCGCAACUGACUAGCAUUAUAGCAGAGUCGUCAGGGGUGAUGAAAGCUGAAGAAGUAGCAAAGAAGGCUUUUGGGGGGAUCAAGUCUGCUGCUUUUAUUGUGCCUUGUAACCUUGAAGGGGCGUUGCUGUCUAUUGCCACUGCUGGGAUGUCUCCUCAGAGAUCGUUUGUUAUGGCAUUUGUUGAAGUGGUUGCUGCUGGUUUGGUUCGUCUUGUUGCUCUGUUUUUCCAGUGGAAUUGGUAUAAUGGUAUACACACGUGGCAUGCACAGAACAAAAGGGCCUGAACUUGGUGCAUUGUAAGGGCACUUCUUACACUGCAGCUGUUGGUUGCGGGAUACUUUGGUUCUUCGAGUCACUGACCUUCACAGAAGGUGGUUUUGGCUAUCGAAUUCGCACCGAGCAUCUCUUAGCAUUUGGUAUUUGGUACUGCUUGAGGAAACUUGUUUUUUACCUCCAUCAGUCUUCCUUAAAUUAAGACCGUUGUCGUUCCAGGGCAUUUGGUAUGUUAAAUCUUCAUUGCUGACUCUGAUAGAUACCUGGAGUUGUAGGCACAGGAAAUUAAAAUCAGUCUUGAGUUUAGGUUUUGCCUUCUUUUCCCCCCGACAUAAAUUCAAUAAUAUGUUCUGAUGAAAUAAUUUGCUGGAUUAGAAUUUCAUUGCGGUAAAUAUCCUAAAAGCAUAUUUAGUAAACUCAAAACUUCACCUA
This is a messenger RNA of Prunus mume (Japanese apricot), 2127 nucleotides long. RefSeq names its product 3-dehydrosphinganine reductase TSC10A-like. Gene Ontology annotation, cellular component: endoplasmic reticulum membrane. Gene Ontology annotation, biological process: sphingolipid biosynthetic process. Gene Ontology annotation, molecular function: 3-dehydrosphinganine reductase activity. NCBI's taxonomy places the organism in Eukaryota, Viridiplantae, Streptophyta, Magnoliopsida, Rosales, Rosaceae. The record is from RefSeq and is a predicted model, not a curated record.